Schistocerca gregaria is the source of this 3343-nucleotide messenger RNA. RefSeq names its product sialin-like. Gene Ontology annotation, molecular function: transmembrane transporter activity. Bases 61 to 1593 code for a protein of 510 amino acids. The record is from RefSeq and is a predicted model, not a curated record. NCBI's taxonomy places the organism in Eukaryota, Metazoa, Arthropoda, Insecta, Orthoptera, Acrididae. Gene Ontology annotation, biological process: transmembrane transport; monoatomic anion transport. The transcript is spliced from 10 exons.
GAGGACAGUUGGCCAUCAGGGGCGCACUGCGGCCCAGGAAGCGGUGCCCAGGAACAGAACAUGACGACGGAACCUGCCACAAGGCUACAGGACAGCCGAGGCCUGUGGAAGAGCCGCUAUACGCUGGCGCUUCUGUGCAUGCUGGGACUUGCUGUAAAAUACGCGAUACGCGUCAACAUCUCCGUGGCCAUUGUGGACAUGGUCAACCAGACGGCCCUGCAAGAAAGCGGCGGCAACGACAGCGACUACGUGGCUGACGACCCACUGGCGUGUCCAGGAGAGCUGGCUGCGGAAGGCGCUGGGUCACGCAAGGAGGGCUACUUUGUGUGGGACAAGCAUAAGCAAGGAGAGAUCCUGGCGGCCUUCUACUAUGGCUACACGGUGGGACACCUCCCCGGUGGCGUGCUUGCCGACCGUUUCGGAGGCAAACUCAUAUUCGGGAUCGGCAUCUUCCUCUCGUCUCUGCUGACCGUCCUGACACCGGCUUCCGCGUGGGCCGGUGACCACAUUCUUUUCGUCAACAGGUUAGGCGUUGGACUCUUUCAGGGCGGUAUUGUACCGACGGUACAGACUCUCAUAUGCAGCUGGGCCCCUGACCACGAAAGAAGCAGGUUCUCAAUAGUGUUCUUGGGCAUGUACUGGGGCAUCGUGGCAUCUAUGGCGGCGACGGGCGCGUUGUGCGAGACGGCGCCGGGCUGGCCGCUGGCGUUCUACGUGUUCGGCGGCCUGGGGCUGCUGUGGUGCGUGCCCUGGUACCUGCUGGUCGCGGACUCGCCGGCGCGACACCCGCGCAUAGACCCGGCCGAGCGCCGCUACAUCCAGGCCAGCAUCGUGUCGAGCGCCAGGAAGAAACUGCCUGUGCCCUGGAGGAGUGUUAUAUCCACGCCGGCUGUCUGGGCCAUGGUCGCCUUCCUGAUCACGUUUGACUGGAGUUUCUACCUGCUCAUAACUUCGCUGCCGCUCUACCUCGCCAACAUCAUGCACUUCGACAUGCACAGCAACGGGCUCCUGUCCGCCAUACCUCACAUCACCGGUGGAGUCGGCAGUCUAUUGUUUGGAUGGCUAGCUGACUUUGUGUUCCGGAAGGGCUACGUAUCCAAAAUCACCGGUUUCCGCCUAAUAAAUGCAAUAGGUUUGCUGGUCCCGGCGGCGGCUCUGGUGGUGGUGGCGCUGGUGGGCUGCGACACGGCAGUCAUUGUGGCGAUGCUGGCGCUCAGCGGGUUCUGCAUGGCCACCAACUGCUCCGGCUUCUACAUGAACAUGCAGGCCAUAGCGCCCAACUACGCCGGCACGAUAGUGGGAGUCGUCAACACCUUCGGCAACUUGUCAGGCAUCAUCGUUCCUUACGUCGUCGGUGCAUUCACCAACGCCAACCAAACGCGGUCUGCUUGGAACGCGGUGUUCUACCUGUCGGCGGCACUGUCAGCAGCUGGGUAUGUCGUCUACGCCGUGUUCACCACAGCCGAGGAGCAGCCAUGGAAUAGUUGUCCCUCAGGAAAACAAUCCAAAGCAAAGAGCGUGGGGUCCGCUGACACAGCAGCCAUUGAAGAUGAGGUCGUGGAAGAGAGUGGGCGUAAAUCCCUUGACUUUUAGCCAUCGAUAUCUUCAGAACAUUCUAAUGUGUCACGAGCGGGCUGAACGAAGGUAAUAAUGACACAAUCGACGUGGAUGUUGUCUGGAGAUGGACUCUCCAAAUGUGUGGGUUGUUGCACUUAAUUGCUAGGCACUAGGUGGUGUCUGCAAAGAGAAAAGUUGUCAAUUUCCUAUGAAGUACUUGUUUUUUCCUAUGAAUGUAUUAAACAUGCAGUUUUUAAGAUUGUGACAACUAAUGGGCAAAAUUUUCAAAUUUAAACUCACGUUUCCGGGCUGUCGUUGAGAGAAGGCACGGAUGUAAAUCCGUUAAGCCGUGUCUUGCAUCACACCUGAAUAUAAUCAACGUUUCGUUACUUUGCGAACUGUAUAUUUUGACAGUUCACAUAAAGGAGUCAUGUUUAAGCCAAAUAUAGUAUCCUAGAGUUCCCUAUGUAGACUGUCUCCUGAUUUGAUGCACAUCUUAGUCAAGUUUCUAUUUUAUUCCAUGGAUGACAUUUGAUGCUCAGGCAAAUGUUUUAAUAUUUCUUUGUUACUUAUUGCUACACGCAAUCGCUGACCACAGUGUUCACGUAUUCUUCAUGCCUCAACAAGUCUUAUUCAUGUGGCAUAUAAUCAAUAAAUUUUGGCCAUCCUGAUCACCUGUUAACUCGUUAAUACGACCACAUGUUAUUCACAAAUCAUGUAGAAAUUCUAUAGCGAUUAAUUAUUCAGUAACAAGCAUUCAUGUCCAGUUUCCUUAUGGAUACAGGUGUGUUAACGUUCGAUCCAGAUGUGGUGGGUUUUUAUAUUAAAUACUGAAGAGACUUCAACACCAGAAAUUAACGGUCAGAGGGAAAAGAGCUAAUGCCAAAAUUUCCUGGUACUCUGUUACUGGACUGAUGCCCUGCAUCAACGCCACAUCUUUACACAGUGUCAUACUGAAUGAAGGCAAGUGACAUUGUUGAUGAUGAUACGGCUGUCACAUCGUAACUUCAAGUUGUUUCUUUUCUCUCUGCAGUCAUGGGCUGUGCGGCUGGUCCCGGCGGAGGUUCGAGUCCUCCUUCGGGCAUGGGUGUGCGUGUUUGUCCUUAGGAUAAUUUAGGUUAAGUAGGGUGUAAGCUUAGGGACUGAUGACCUUAGAAGUUACGUCCCAUAAGAUUUCACACACAGUUGAACAUUUGUUCCUUUCUUCUACUGGAAACGACAAUGCACCCAACCAGGGGCGGAUCCAGGAUCUCGAUCAGGGGGAGGAGGGGGGAAAAUUUUUUGGCACCUGCCUACCAAAAAAUUAAUUCCAAAUAAAACCACGAAUACUCUAUAAUUCUGUUUUUAGUUUAAUUGUGUGUCGCUAUGUGUUAAGUGUGUUUAAUGAAAUAACUUACUGCAUUACCUAAAAAAUAUUCUUCAAAUACGACACGUGCACUUGAAAAACUCUGUGUUUGUCUGCUAAUGUAAAAUAAUCUAUAAAAAUGCUAAUGUUCAUUUGUUUCCAUUCUUAAAUCUUCGAGAUUAGUUCACCAAUUUCUUUCAUUUGACAAAAUGUUCCCAUCGAAUUCGCGCAUGUGUUUAUACGCAGCAAUGACGAUACGACUGCGAAAAGUUAUAAUAGGAUAUUGACUGCGUUCAGGAAAUCAUCUUAUAUUGUUAAUUACGUCAUUUUACGCUCUUAAUAAGCUUUUUUCCUCAUGAAUGUAAAUAUUAAUAAAAGAAAUUUCUUUCUUUCUUCUUGUAAAAAAAGAAAUAAAAUAAAAAUGCAAAAGUAUAAAUAAAA